CUAUAAAUAGCUGGACUCUACUCUUAUUUUUCUUGUACAGUUGUUGAAGUUGUAGGCAUACGAGAAGUGCUUGCUUAGAGAUGGAGUACAGCAGAUUGGUGAAGGCUGAGGCUGCCCUUAGGUUCCUUGCAAUUGUGUUAACAAUGGCAACCGCUGUCUUGAUUGGCACAACCAAGGAAACAGAGAUGGUCUUCGGCGUUAUCAAAGAGACUGCGAAUGUCCAUUCACUGCAAGCUUUGGUGGUCUUGCUGGUCACACAUUCCAUAGCUACGGGGUAUCUUUUGGCACAGUUAUGCAAAGCCUGCCUACUCGCACGCAGUAAGACCAGCCUUAAGUCCAGGCCUAGCAAGGGUUUGGCGUGGAUUAGCUUCUCCAUGGACCAGGUGAUGGCAUAUGCUACGUUUUCUGUGACUACUGCUGCAACCCAGGGCUGUUACUUUGCGGUGUCAGGACAGACACAGUUCCAGUGGAUGAAACUCUGCAACAUCUACACCAGGUUCUGCGACAAAGUGGCUGCUGCUCUCCUCUUUGGGUUGGCAGCCUCCUUCCUCUUAGCCGUGGUUUCUUGUAUAUCGGCCUACAACGUUUUCAGGUUGUACCCUUGCAAGCGGCCCAUUGCCGUCAAAGGAUGACUCAAUGUAAAUUGUGAAGAUGAGAAUGGUGUUGCUCAUCAGUUAGCAAAUAGCAAGAAUAUGUGGUCAUAGCUUUCCGAUGCUUGAGUGUACUAGCUGGAUGAUGUUAGGACCUGCUGUUUGACCGAUGACUGUUAAUAGUAAAGAACCUGUUUUCUUUUU
Molecule: messenger RNA, 794 nt
Organism: Nymphaea colorata (pocket water lily)
Lineage: Eukaryota; Viridiplantae; Streptophyta; Magnoliopsida; Nymphaeales; Nymphaeaceae
Product: CASP-like protein 2C1
Exons: 3
Coding region: 81-632 (183 amino acids)
Source: RefSeq, a predicted model, not a curated record